CCCUGAAGACAUGAGACACCCAACUGGGUGGAGACCCUAGCUUUCCCCUUCUGGGCAUGGAGGUAUUUUCAAGGUGAACUGGAUCAAAGCACAAACACCUUGUCCAUUUAGCAAGGAGACUGUCAAGUUCCGUCCUUGGGAGGAGGCUGGAUAACAUCUGUCAGCUCAAAGCCCUCGGUUAAGGCUGCAGCGAUGGUUUCCCUUUUUCUUGACAAGACCCUGAUUAAGAACAACAGUGACAAUGACGAAUAUGAACUGGAACGUGAGAUCAUCCGAGCCCUGGAGAAUAAAGUGAUUCUGCUGUAUUUCGGCUCUGGAGAAUGCCCUCAGUGCCAGGAGUUCGCGCCCAUCCUGAAAAAGUUUUUUAGGAGACUCAUGGAUGAAUUUUACGUGGUGCGCCCAUCCCAGAUGGUAUUGAUUUACGUGUCUAUGGAUGAGACGGAGGAACAGCAAGACGAGUUCCUGAAGAACAUGCCCAAAAGAUGGUUUUUCUUGCCCUUUCUGGAUGAAUUAAAAAAGGAACUGGAAAUAAAAUUCUCUGUGAAGGACCCCCCAGUGGUGGUGGUACUGAAGCCAAACGGAGAGGUCAUUGUGGCCAACGCGGUGGAGGAGAUCAAGGAACUGGGCCCAGCUUGCUUCCAAAACUGGCAGGAGGCCGCUGAACUGGUAGACAGGAACUUCCUCCUGGCCCAGGAUUUCGACGAUAUACAGUGGAAGAGCGUCACGGAUCCCGUCCGUAGGCUAAAGUACAAGGUGGAAAAGAAGAAAAGGAAACAAAGGAGUAACCAGAAAGACGAUGAAGAUGAUGAAGAUGAUAAGUCCGCUUGA
Messenger RNA from Heteronotia binoei (common prickly gecko), 828 nucleotides. RefSeq names its product nucleoredoxin like 1 (gene NXNL1). The coding region runs from base 193 to 828 and encodes 211 amino acids. The record is from RefSeq and is a predicted model, not a curated record. NCBI's taxonomy places the organism in Eukaryota, Metazoa, Chordata, Lepidosauria, Squamata, Gekkonidae. The transcript has 3 exons. Gene Ontology annotation, biological process: photoreceptor cell maintenance. Gene Ontology annotation, cellular component: mitochondrion.